ACCGUGCUUGACGGCCUGCUGAGACUGGUGAAACGGCAUAUCAAAACGCAAGAGACGGCUCUUUUGCCAACGCGCGUACUUGAUGUCGGUGGGCCGGAUUUCAGCAUGCGUCUCGUCACAAGCAAUGGCCGCCGUGACCAUUACGUCGCACUAAGCCACUGCUGGGACCAGGACGCGUCAAAACAUUUCAACACCACCAUCGGAAAUUUGAGCAGCCGAACGGCUUCCAUUAACUUUGAAGACAUGCCCAAGACGUUCCAAGAUGCCACCAUAGUUACGAAAAGGCUGGGUUUGCGCUAUAUAUGGAUUGACUCCUUAUGCAUUAUCCAGGGCGAAGACGGUGACUGGACUACUGAGGCUCCAAAGAUGGGCCAAUACUACGGAGACGCUUUUAUGACGAUAGCGGCCGACUGCUCACAGGGUGAUUGCGAGGGAUUUCUCCAAGUUCGGCAUAUCAACAUGGCCAACGCGUUCGAAGGCACAACGUCCGCUAGUCAUGUCUUAUUACUGCCUAGCCAACGACGUCUGAAACCCCACAGCGACGGUGAACCCUCCUCAUCUGACGGUGGAACGCCCACAUACCGCAGCGCGAACGAUACGAUAUAUGCUGAUGAGGUCGACACCAUCGAAUAUCAGAAUGAUGAGGGGACCCGCCGCUUGCAUCUGAAAAGCGUGUCCUGGGAUGGACGUUCUACCCGCAUGAAUCCAAUUGAGGACGAGCCACUACAGCAUCGAGCUUGGACUCUUCAAGAACGCUAUCUAUCCAGGUACACCCUACACUUUGGUUCUGAACAGAACUUCCUUGAGAUGCAUGAGUCCCAGAAAUUGAUCUAUGAAGAUGGCCGAGAGACCUUCAGUGCCUAUUAUUGGACCACACUACAUGACAGUAAUCAUGCGUUGCCUUUUCGAGGAUGGUAUCGCAUGAUUGAGGAUUAUACCAAACGAAAUAUCAGCUUCAGGUACGAUACUCUCACAGCAUUGGCAGGUGUGGCUCAGAAAGUCAGCCGGUUUGCAAAUGCCAAAUACUGCGCCGGGCUUUGGGAAAGCGACCUGUCUCGCGGGCUGCUAUGGUGUGUAGCAGAUCCCGGUUGUCCGGUUCGGUGGAGGGAGCACUCAGCCACUGUAUCAACGACUGAUUACAUGGGCCCUUCAUGGUCAUGGGCUUAUGCCUCGGGUGGUGUCCGCUUUCUCCUCAAUGACCUCUCGAACCGAGUCCAUCCUGAGAGCCUACUGCUGGGCUAUUCCCCCAGUGACGCCAUAGACGACAUUGACGUGCCAUUUCUGGAACUGGUCGCUUGCGAAAUUACGCCUCUGGACAUCAAUUUCCCACACGGGCCCCUGAUAGAAGGCACAACGCUGACUCUGAAGGCUCCUGUAUAUCCUAUCCGGCAGUUACGUUGGGAAAGCAAAGGCAAAACCCGUUACUACGAGAGAAGGCGCAAUGAGAUUUCUGAGACUUGUCACAUCACAAUCGACGUAAAUGGUACUCUUUAUGAGACAGAAGCCAUGCUUGACACACUCGCUAAAGAUAGUAAGAUUCUCGAGGAGACACAGCUUCACGCCAUCUUCUUAGCUUAUACUCUCACCAUUGGAGAUAUGCAGAGUCUCGUGGACUACAAUGAAGGGGACUUGAUUAGCAGAUAUAUUGGAGAUAUUUUGGGUUUGGUGGUCGCGGAGAACGCAGACACUGUCACCCGGACGUGCAGACGAGUUGGGGUCUUUCGAGACUCCUUCCCACUGCAGAAUGACAGUGCCAAAACAAAUGCAGUACACAAGGAAAUGUUUUUAGAGAAACGCAGUAAGGUGCUUACGAUAGUCUAAUGGAGUCGCGCGCACCGCUCGGGUAGUCUCGUUUCCAGCCUCGCCUUCUCAAAAGAAGCAAUUAUCCUGUCGCCGACAAGGCACUGCUAUCACGACAUCUAUAGUAGCGCCGGUUUUCCCGUCAUUUUUGUCUAGAGAAGCACCGUCUUUGAGUGCUCGCCUGGUUUCCUGGAUUGCGGAA
Messenger RNA from Fusarium redolens, 2002 nucleotides. RefSeq names its product heterokaryon incompatibility protein-domain-containing protein. The record is from RefSeq and is a predicted model, not a curated record. NCBI's taxonomy places the organism in Eukaryota, Fungi, Ascomycota, Sordariomycetes, Hypocreales, Nectriaceae. The transcript has 2 exons. Bases 106 to 1821 code for a protein of 571 amino acids.